Molecule: messenger RNA, 1430 nt
Organism: Trachymyrmex septentrionalis
Lineage: Eukaryota; Metazoa; Arthropoda; Insecta; Hymenoptera; Formicidae
Product: peptidyl-prolyl cis-trans isomerase FKBP8
Exons: 4
Coding region: 1-1356 (451 amino acids)
Molecular function (GO): protein binding; peptidyl-prolyl cis-trans isomerase activity
Source: RefSeq, a predicted model, not a curated record
AUGAAUGAAAAUAUGUCGUCAAAGGAAGAGGUGCUGACUGAUGUUUCUUGCGAGAUAUCUAAUAACGAUAACAAUGGUGAGGUAUUACCCCUUAAACCCUCUUCUUUAGAGGAUCAAUCUAAGGGAGAUCAACCUAAGCAGGAUCAACCUAAGGAGGAUCAAUUUAACAAGGAUCAACCUAAGGUGAAUCCACUUAUGGAAGAUCAACCUAAGGUGGAUCGACCUAAGGAAGAUCAAUCUAAGAUUGAUCAGUCUAAGGUGAAUCAACCUAGGGAAGAUCAAUCUAAGGAUCAAUCGAAGGAUGAUCAACCAAAGGAGGAUCAGCUGAAGGAGGAUCAGCUGAAGGAGGAUCAAUCUAAGGAGGAGUGGUUAGAUAUAAUUGGAAAUGGUCAGCUGAUGAAGAAAGUUAUAAAGAAAGGCACACAAGAUGUAAAGCCAAUACAAAAAGAUAUAUGUACAUUAAAGUUUACUGGUGUGCUUGAUGAUGGCACAGUAGUGGAAGAUCAAGAUAAUGUUUCGAUACAAUUAGGAGAUUUUGAAGUAGUACAGGGAUUAGACCUAACGAUUGUAUUGAUGGAAUUGGGUGAAAUUGCUGAAAUAAAAAUCGAUCCUAGAUUUGCUUAUGGCACACGUGGAGAAGAAUCUAUACCACCUAAUGCUACUAUUACAUACAUAGUUGAAUUGAAAGCAAUAGAGGAUAGUCCUGAUAUAGAAAGUCUAAGCGUCAAGGAAAGGAGAGAACUAGGUAACAAGAAACGCCAACGUGGAAAUUGGUGGUUUGUUCGCAAGGAGCUUAAUUUUGCAAUACAGUGUUAUCGGAGAGCGUCAGAGUAUCUACAAAUAGAUGGUAUGAAUUGGAAUGAAGAAAAUGAAGAAUCAGGGCCGAUUACCGAUAGCCAACUGCAGGGACUAUUGGAUGAUUGCAUAAAAGUAUAUAACAAUUUAGCGGCUGCAUUAAUUGAGAUAGGAUCUUACAACACAGCUUUAGAAAAUGUAGAGAGAGUUCUGAAGUAUCAACCAAAAAAUUCAAAAGCUCUAUUUAGAAAAGGAAGGAUAUUAAAAGCCAAAGGGAAUUAUGGAAAGGCUUAUAUGGCUUUCCUUGAAGUGCAAAAGAUAGAUCCAGAUAUAAAAUCGUUACAAACAGAAUUAAUAACUUUAAAAGAAAUAAUUUUAAAACAGACUGAGAAAGAAAAGCAUCUGUAUGCUAAAAUGUUGGGUAUAAAUAAAGAGACUGAUAAGUCGUCAAAGAAUAUAAAAGUAGAAGAAAAAAGUAAACUCGCUAAAGGAAUUCUAUGGACUGCGAUUGGAGCAUCUGCUGCUGUCAUCGGUAUACUUGUACAUAGAUUUGUUUCAUGAAGAAAAAAGAAAAUGGAUAAAGACAAACCAGAGUUAAUGAGGUACAAGACAAGUUGUAUUCUUUGUUUUUAAUU